GUGGAGCCGCCGCCGGGGUCGGCUCUGUUGGGGAGCGGGCGGCCGGGGUCUCGGGAGGUGGCUCCGGGGUCUGGGGAGGUGGCUCCGGCGCCGGGGACCGUGGCGGCCGGCGGCGGCAUGGACUACCUGACCACGUUCACCGGGAAGAGCGGGCGGCUGCUGCGGGGUACGGCCAGCCGUCUGUGGGGGCUCGGCGGCGCCGGCGAAGCCCGGCAGGUGCACUUCGAGGACUACCUGAGGGAGCCGGCCCCGGGCGACUCCGGCUGCGGGCCCCAGAGCCAGCGGCCGCCCGCGCCGUCCAGCCCCGAGGGACCCGACACUGGCCAGAAGAAGCCUCUUGACAAGAAAGAUGGGAGACGAAUGUCUUUUCAGAAACCUAAAGGGACCAUUGAGUACACUGUUGAAUCGAGGGACUCUUUGAAUAGCAUAGCCCUGAAAUUUGACACCACACCUAACGAACUUGUUCAGUUAAAUAAGUUAUUCUCCAGAGCAGUUGUUACUGGACAGGUUUUAUAUGUUCCUGAUCCUGAAUAUGUCUCUAGUGUUGAGAGCUCUCCAUCUCUAAGCCCCAUAAGUCCUCUGUCACCAACAUCAUCUGAGGCUGAAUUUGAUAAAACCACUACUCCUGAAGUACUCCAUCCAAAAGAAGCAACUCCAUCAUCUACUGUUACUGGUAUCCGACCUGCAAGAGUUGUAUCUUCAACUUCUGAGGAAGAAGAAGCAUUUACUGAGAAAUUUCUUAAAAUUAAUUGCAAAUAUAUCACAAGGGGCAAGGGCACAGUCAGUGGUGUGCUGCUAGUCACACCAAAUAAUAUAAUGUUUGAUCCACAUAAAACGGACCCUCUUGUUCAAGAGAAUGGCUGUGAGGAAUAUGGCAUCAUGUGUCCCAUGGAAGAGGUGAUGUCAGCUGCGAUGUACAAGGAAAUUUUGGAUAGCAAAAUAAAGGAAUCCUUACCCCUAGAAAUAGAUCAGUUGUCAGGAAGGGACUUCUGCCAUUCAAAGAAAGUGACAGGAGUUAAUCCCGAGGAAAUAGACUCGAGAAACCAUGAUACAGGUAAUGAUAGUGCCAGCACUGCUCCCAGGAGCACCGAGGAGUCUCUCUCUGAGGACGUCUUCACAGAGUCAGAACUCUCUCCCAUCCGGGAGGAGAUGAUCUCUUCAGAUGAGCUGCGGCAGGGUAAAUCAUCUGGUGCAUCAUCAGAAUCUGUGCAAACUGUCACUCAGAUUGAAGUAGAGUCUUCGACAGCCAAACCAGAGUCGACAGAUAUGCCUGACCACUUAAAAUCCAACACUGUACAUUCUUCCAAUGAAGUUGGGGCUUUAUCUCAUGAAACUGAUUUAAGUAAUCUUGAUAUAGCUGCUAAAGAAGGAGCUAAGGUGACAGACAACCGUCAAGAAAUCUCAGACCCUAAAGAACAGAGUACAAAUGUAAAAAGUCAUACUGACCAGGAUUCUUUUCACCUUGAAAAUUUACUACAAGUUGGAAGUGGAAAAGAAAAAUCUUCUGGAGAAACAGUAGAAUUUAAAGAAAAGCAAACUGUUAACAAGGGCAAACAAGGGAAGGAACAAAAACAGGACUCAGAGACAGAAGUAGAAGAGCUACGUAAACUUUGGAAAACUCAUUCUAUGCAACAGGCUAAACAGCAAAGGGAUAAUAUUCAGCAGGUAUCACAAAAAGAAAUUAAGCAUAAAAUUGCACGUGCUGAUGGACAUGUAGAUGGCUCUUCACUUUUAAAGGAAAAGAGAAAGCAUCAAUUACAUAAAUUCUUAUGUCUCAGAGUUGGAAAACCUAUGAGGAAAACAUUUGUAUCUCAAGCAAGUGCUACCAUGCAGCAGUAUGCGCAGAGAGAUAAGAAACAUGAAUACUGGUUUGCAGUGCCACAAGAAAGGACAGACCACUUGUAUGCAUUCUUCAUUCAGUGGAGUCCAGAAAUAUACGCAGAAGAUACUGGUGAAUACACCAGAGAACCUGGAUUUAUAGUGGUCAAAAAGAUUGAAGAGUCAGAAACAAAUGAAGAUUCUGCUAAUGAAGCAUCAGCCAGAGAAUGGGAGGUAGUGUCAGUGGCUGAGUAUCACCGCAGGAUCGAUGCUCUAAAUACUGAAGAACUGCGCACACUCUGCAGACGUCUCCAGAUUACUACAAGGGAAGAUAGAAAUUCAAAGCAGGUUGCUCCAGCAAAAGCAGACCUGGAGUCUGAAUCUUUUCGACCAAACCUAAGUGAUCCCAGUGACCUCUUACUGCCAGAUCAGAUUGAAAAGCUUACCAAGCAUCUUCCACCAAGAACUAUUGGCUAUCCAUGGACUCUUGUGUAUGGCACUGGGAAGCAUGGCACAAGUUUAAAGACCCUUUACCGAACAAUGACAGGUUUAGACACUCCAGUGCUGAUGGUGAUUAAAGAUAGUGAUGGACAGGUUUUUGGUGCAUUAGCAUCUGAGCCAUUUAAAGUAAGUGAUGGCUUUUAUGGUACUGGGGAAACCUUUGUUUUUACAUUCUGUCCAGAAUUUGAGAGGAGAAUUUGCCCUUUGGCUUGAUGGAGAUCUCUACCAUGGAAGAAGCCAUUCCUGUAAAACAUUUGGAAAUCGUACACUUUCUAAGAAGGAAGAUUUCUUUAUCCAAGACAUUGAAAUCUGGGCUUUUGAAUAAAUACAGUGCUCUCUGUUUACGCAGGAUAAUGGCCCAAACCUGACAUGGACAAGCAUUGUUUGGAAUGUUCAAGAAGCAAUACACUUUAACUUGUCAUUUGUGCUUUGAAGUUAGUCUGUUUCGCCAUUUACUACAGCUAUAAUUUGGGGGUUUAAUCUUUCAAAUCAUUUUUGUGUCCCAAAGUUCGGUUGGUUUACACUAUGGCCUGGGUCUGUGUAGUGUAACGGAUGGAGUUUGUCGGAGUUUUGCCAGCAUUUUGAUCAUAGUGACCCUCACAUUUUCAGUUCACAUUAUCUCGGUCUACCUAUUGGAUGGUGCUCUUCUGUUCAAUUUUUUUUUAAAUCUAGAUUGUUUCUUUUACUAGAGCAGUCUACUUGGGACAUUGAGGAAAUGAGGUCUAGAUGCUUCUGUUCUGGUGAAGUUGACAAGUUGACACGAGUGACAUUGGGCCUGCUCAUUUUGUUCUGAAGGAGAAACCACAUGCCAAAAUAACAUAUACUUCAUAGACCACUUCUAAUUCACUACAGCAUUCUCUUUAUUAAUUUUUUAAGCAUUUUCGAUUUCAUUUUAAGAAAAUGAAAUUUGAUGAGAAUUCUGAAUGGAAUAAACCACAGUGCACACAAUCUGCAGGUUUGGGCGCAUGUUUUCAUCAUUGAAUUAUCAGAUAAAAGAGUUAUGAAUGAACAAAGGAGAAUGAGAAUUUAAUGAUUCCAUUGGAUUUAAUAUAUUAAACAAGUAAUACUAUUUACAUAUUUAUAGCUUAAUAGGGCAUUAUCAUAAGGUCAAAAACUAAAACAUGCAUAUUUCUUCAACAUUGUGUCAGAUAUACUGUUUUAGAGUUCUCUUGUUUUAGCCUUGUUGCACACCAAUUCCCAAAAUACUUUUUUUUCUGUUCAAAAAGAAAAAAUGUUUUGAAAUAAAAAUUUGUUUUUAUA
This is a messenger RNA of Nannospalax galili (Upper Galilee mountains blind mole rat), 3579 nucleotides long. RefSeq names its product oxidation resistance protein 1. Lineage: Eukaryota; Metazoa; Chordata; Mammalia; Rodentia; Spalacidae. Gene Ontology annotation, biological process: response to oxidative stress. Gene Ontology annotation, cellular component: nucleus. The record is from RefSeq and is a predicted model, not a curated record.